This is a messenger RNA of Aethina tumida (small hive beetle), 2758 nucleotides long. RefSeq names its product synaptic vesicle glycoprotein 2B-like. Bases 221 to 2107 code for a protein of 628 amino acids. Lineage: Eukaryota; Metazoa; Arthropoda; Insecta; Coleoptera; Nitidulidae. Gene Ontology annotation, molecular function: transmembrane transporter activity. The record is from RefSeq and is a predicted model, not a curated record. The transcript is spliced from 8 exons. Gene Ontology annotation, biological process: transmembrane transport.
UUCCAUUCAGGCGGCAAAACGACACAGUUUUACUAUCGAUUCCGCACGCGCCGAUUCUUUUAUUAAUCAAUAGAGUUGCCGGCGUGCCACAACACAAAAGCUUUCAAGCUUUCGCAUUAAUUUUCCCCGCUAAGUUAGAAGGAGGGCUUUCGAUUAAACGAAGGCUUCAGGUGAGUCGGUUUUCGGCUUUUGAAGUGUUGGAUGUGCCGUUAUGGUUUAGAUGACGGAGGUAUACAGAAAUGAAGAAAACACGGUGAACAAUCGAGUCUCGACCAUAGCAUCGACAGCAGUGUGUACCAGUGAAGGGGCAUCAUUUUCCGUUUCGUCCGGCAGCGGAGGUGUGGCGCACAAUGGCGAAGCCCUUGUGGGUUUCCACGAGGACGCCUUGUCGCAAGCCGCCAUGGGAAAAGCACAACUUUUAUUGGCCAUCGUUCUGGGUUUAGGACUGGCAGCCGAAUGUUCGGAACUUACGAUUUUAAAUUACAUUCUUCCGGCUGCCGAGUUGCACCUUUGUAUUGACGAACACAGAAAAGGAUGGUUGGUUUCAAUUACAUUAUUGGCGAUGGCUGGCGGCUCUUUCGCGUGGGGUAUCCUCGGGGACCACUUAGGGAGGAGACGGGCUCUCAUAAGCGCUUUAUCGGUCGCCGGACUGUUCUCGGCCGUCGCUGCGGUUAUGCCCACUUACGGAACAUUUAUGACCGCAAGAUUUUGUUCUGGUUUGGGCAUAUCAGGAGCAUUUCCGUUGUCGUUUAGCUACUUGACAGAAACUUGUUCGAGGGCAACCAGAUCGCGUUAUUCAGGUAUCCUCCAUUCUUUGUGGCCUUUGGGAGCUGUCUUUACGUCAAUCAUAUCUUAUGUCACGAUGCCGUCACAGGGAGCAGAUAUAGUACAAGACAAUCGGGAACAUUGGAGCUCUUGGCACAAGUUCCUUAUUUUGAGCAUCUUGCCAAUCAUCGCCUGUAUCAUUGGUUUGAUGUGGGCUUCUGAGUCACCCAGAUAUCUGUUGGAGGCUUCCAGGGAGGUCGAAGCCUUGGCGGUGUACCAAAGAUUGCAUCGUCUGAACAAAGCGAGAACGCAGUACGGUCUUACAGAAUUGGAGUUGCCGGGGAGGAGCGCUUACAGGGAACGACCGGCCAGCCCCUCCAGAAACAUUUUCAGUCACGGCUUAAAUUCGUUUCGGGAGGCACUGCAACGCAUCUCAUCUCCAAUGCACUUUCGCACAACUCUGCUGUUAGCUGUCCUUCAUCUGCUCUUGGGUUUCACUUACAUGGGAGUGUCUACGUUCUCAUGGUCAUACAUAAAGCAACUAAGGGAUCAAGAAUACAAAUCAUCAAGACAAUUCGUCGAGAACGCCACUUACACCGGCUUGACGAUGAAUAGCACAAUUGAGAAUGUUCAGUACAAGAAUUCCGUAUUUCGGAACAUGAGCUUCACACAUAUGAGCUUGAACCACGUGGAGUUUUUGAAUUGCACUAUUGACGAAACUGAAUUCAUGAAUGUAAAAGCAUCAGUUUCCCGAUUCGAGGACUCGGUGAUAAAGAAUUGCAGAUUCGUGGAUACAGACAUAACCGAACACAACUUCAUAAAUUCUAUUUUGAUAAACAACACGUUCAUGGCAGUUAUAUCUGACUGUUUCGUCGACUUCGACUUCAAUAUCUACAUGGACGAUUUAUAUGAUGAAACUAUAGCGUGGUCCGGGACUAUGUUUCCGGUUCUGUUUCUGUUGGGCUUCAUUAUCGAAACUGUUACGAGACCGCCGGUGAUAAUCAGUCUGCUGUUAUUGGCCGGCAUUGCAGGAGCGGGAAUUUUCUUCUUAACAACGUCAGUCAUCGUAGAGACGAUCGAAGUACUAAUCAAAAUUUUUCUGAUGUGUGCCGUUAGCGUCGUCACACUUGUAGUUGUAGAGGCAUAUCCAUGUCAUUUAAGGUGUACUGCGCAUGGUUUGCUGCGCAGUUUGUUUCAUUUAGCGUCCCUUUGUGCCAUACCCAUAUACAACAUGCUGCUGCAUACAAUAUUAUUAUUCCCCGCUGUGAUUACCGUUUCCUUGACACUGUUUGCCGCCCUAUUAUCUUAUAGGAUACAGGAUAACAGCAAGGUUCUUCUUUAGAUCAAUCACGAUAUUUUAGAUAUAAACUCAGUGACAACACAAAGUUAUACUUGACUAAGGUAUUAGUUUGAUUUGUCGUUGGGUUUUUAGUACAUACACCACCUUAAUCGAGUUUAUUUAAUUUUAAGAUCUUUAUAUUAAAAAAAAAAUGCAAUAGUUAAGUGAUAUAUUUUUGAUAAUGCUAUCAGUAUUAUAGUUGGUACAUAUGGUGGAAGUUUACAUGUAUUAUAACAAGAAAAUGUGUUUUUAUAUAUUAAAAUUGGUUGUCUCUUUCAUAAAAAAUAAAUUGUCAUGCAAAAGGAAGAAGAAAUUCCAUAAAGAUCUUGAAAUACUUUUAAAUCGAUUAGUGAUCAAUAUUUCUCUUAUUGUAUUUUAGGGUAUGUCUGUGAUAUUCUUUUUUUAUACAUGUUUGUUCUUGGUUCUUAAUUUAUCAUCAAAAAUGUAUGUCAAUUGAGAGAGUAUUUCCGUAUUCAAUAAAUAAGCUAUUGCAUAUCAAAAAAUCUUAUAUGCCUGUUGCAUAGAAAUCAAAGUCAAAUUAUAUCAUUACCAUCCUUUUCUAAAGUAAUAAAUAUAUUAAUAGUAUCCCUAUGGUUAGUGAAAUUAUAAAAUAAAUUUGUUUUUAUUGUUGACAAAUAUAAGCUUGUACAUUUA